Molecule: messenger RNA, 2574 nt
Organism: Adineta steineri
Lineage: Eukaryota; Metazoa; Rotifera; Eurotatoria; Adinetida; Adinetidae
Source: the annotation of a GenBank genome assembly
AUGCGAGCUUUGUAUCGUAUACCAAUAUUAGCUAUUUCAACCGUUUUAUUAUUGAAAUGUUUACAAAAAUUAGAAGAAAUCAAUGAUUAUGUUCGAUCACCACCACCUAUAAAAUCUACUGAACAACCUGCUUCAAGACCUGCUCGUUUUGUUAAAAUUAAUACUGAUUAUCUUUCAUCAUAUGGUAUUAAAUCAUAUAGAAUUAUUCGUGCAAUUCAUGAUGAAACAAAAACAACUUCCUAUCGACAAAAACGUUCAAAUCUUGAAGAUAAUCCACAUCGUAUUCUUACACUUGAACUCGAUCAUAAAAAUAUUACAUUGAUUUUAAAAAAUACAAAUGAAUUCUUUUCUACAGAUGCAGAUAUACAAUUUGGUUCAUCAACUUUUCUUCCUAUUAAUUCGACGAUUCUUUAUGAAGGUUAUGUUUUAGAUCAUCCUGAAACAUCAUAUGUUACUGGUGGAUUUUAUUCAAAUUGGUUUGAUGGUAUUAUAAAAUUAUCGAAUGAAACAUGGCAUAUUGAACCAACACGUAAAUAUAAUUUUUCUUUAUCGAAUGAUGGUCCAUCAAUUAUAUACAAUGCACUCGAUAUUGAUAUGACAAAAUAUAAUAGUAAUGAAGCAUUUCGAUAUAAACGUUAUGUAAUGAAUGAAAAUGAAACAUUAUCAUCUUUUUGUGGACUCAAUGAUAAUAAAAUUCGAGAAAAAAUGCAAAAAGAAUCAGAAUAUUUAAGUAGAAAUCAAGAUAAUGGUUUUGAUUACAACUCACGUUCAAAACGACAAACAAUGAAUAAUACGGAACGUACUUGUUGUUAUAUUUAUAUACGUAUAGAUCCAACACUUUGGAAUCUUGUUUAUAAUAAUGAGGGACUUAAUGAAAAAGAAGCAACUAUACAUGCUCUUGUUACAUUUUUAUAUCGAGUAGUAACAGCAGCAAAUACAGUAUAUCGUUCUGUAAAAUUUCAAUCGAAUGGUGAUUUUCUUCAUCGAUUUACAUUAAGAAUAAAACGAAUUCGGAUUUUAACAAUGGAUGAUUGUAAACAGAAGAAUAUCAGUUUAAGUGAAACAAAUAUAUGUCGUUCAUAUCUUGAUUCGAAUGUUUUAUUAACAUGGCAUUCAGCAGAAAAUUUUGCAGAAUAUUGUUUAGCAUAUUUAUUCACGGCAAGAGAUUUUGGUGAUGGAACAUUAGGUUUAGCAUGGAUGGGAAGUACUGCACUAAAUACUCGUGGUGGUAUUUGUGAAAAACCAGCGAAAGAUAUUUAUGAUGGACAACGUAUUAUAAAAACUUUAAAUACAGGAAUGAUAACAAUUAUUAAUCAUAAUACACGAAUAUCAGCAUUAAUGGUAGAAUUAACAUUUGCUCAUGAAAUUGGACAUAGUUUAGGAGCAGAGCAUGAUGAUGAUAAAUGUGGAGAAGAUGCAAUAUAUGGUCAUUAUCUAAUGUAUAGAAGAGCAACAACUGGUUUAGAAGAAAAUAAUAAUAAAUUCUCCAAUUGUAGUAUGGAACAAAUGGGACCUGUAGUAAUUUCAAUUAAAAAUCAACUUCUUGGAAAAAUUAAUUGUUUAACAGAAUGUUCACAAAUUGGAUAUUGUGGAAAUCGAAAUGUUGAAGAUGAUGAAGAAUGUGAUUGUGGAUUUAUGUCAGAAUGUACAGAUAAUUGUUGUUAUCCAGCUGGAGGACCUGAUGCAAAAUUAAGUUGUAAACUAAAACCCAGUGCAAAAUGCAGUCCAUCAAAAGGACCAUGUUGUUCGGAUCAAUGUACAUUUCAUUCUACAACACAUAUAUGUCAUAAAGAUAAAACUAGUCAAGAUUGUAUUGGAGAUGUUCGAUGCGACGGUAUUCAAGCAACAUGUCCUCUUAAUGAUACACAAUUUUUCAAACCAAUCGAUACACCAUGUAAUCAAAAUACAGCAUUAUGUGAUCGAGGGGAAUGUAAUAAAAGUAUAUGUACAUUAAUUGGAAAAACUGAAUGUACUUUGACAAUACCAAAUGUUAUAGAACCAUUACGUCAACGAGGUAUUGAUCGAGAAUAUUUAUGUCAUAUUGGUUGUUUUGAAACACGAACAAAUUCAUGUAUAGAUACACAUACUCUUCGAAUGCCAAAUAAUUAUAGUAGAAAUGGAUUUGGUUAUAUCCAUCGACCUGGACAUGCUUGUGCUGGAACAGCUGGUUAUUGUGAUGUAUUCGGUAAAUGUCGUGCUGUUGAUGCUGAAGGCCCAUUGACUCGUUUAAAAAACAUGUUACUUAAUGACGAAAAUAUUCGUACGCUUACUGAAUUGACUCAUGAUUAUUGGUGGGCUUUCGUAUUAUGUGCAUUAGGUUUACUUGGUUUUAUGAGUAUUUUUGUUAAAAUUUGUUCAGUUCAUACACCAUCAUCCAAUCCACAUAUGAUACCUGCUCGACCACUUUCAUUCAGACGUAGAUCUCAUGGUUUGCAAGCUCCUCGUUCAUCUCAUUCUCCAUUAACAUUAAUCGGAACUGAACUUGCUACUGUACCAGUCCAAAAAUCAAGGUCGAACGUAUAUGUACAUGAACCACUGACGUCAGAUAAUAAAACCAAUACGUCUAGCCUUUAA